AUGGGGUUCGUUAUGUGGUCUCGGAUGCUAAUAUUAUGUGUAAUCCCGAUCACCGUUACAUCAAUUACAAUAUCAUCAAAUGGAAACAGUCCAGAAAUAAAAAUUGUUGGAGGGACGAUGGUUGACUUACAGAAAGGUUUUAUUCCUUCACAAUUAAAAGCUGAUGACAAUACUAUUAAGAAAAAUAUUGAUAAAACUAAAAUUCAAAGAGGCAAUUCAACAAAGCUAGCUAUAAAUGAAAGAUAUAGACGAUUAAUACCGUACAUGACAUUUUAUUAUGCCAAUGACCUAGUGGCGCCAACUAGAGAAGCAUACAACACGAAGAGCGUUGAGGUAGAAAAGGCACACAUUAUUGAAGCUGAUACAAUUGAUACACAAAAUCAUCUUAGACCUAAGACCUAUUAUCAGAAUAAAAUUCCAAGAUAUCAAGGUAAUCGACUAACACAUUUCAACAUAGCCUCUGCAAAUCCAACAAAAAUAUUUUAUAAUAAAGGUUACCCUGUAGUACUACAAAAUGUACCAAAGGUAUCAACGAAAUAUAACCCAUUGUUGUUAGAGUACGAUACCAGAGAAAACUUUCAUAGAGACUAUAAUAGAUAUAUUCCAAAGGAAUUCAAAGCGCCAAGCGUUUCAUAUACAUCAACUAGAGAGCCUUAUCUUAAUUUUUAUCAAAAUGAAGAGUCAGAUAAUUUUGACUAUUAUUUGCAUGAAAAAGAACAGGUAAAGUAUAAACUUGUGCCGUAUGAAAAUACUCCACCAGUAAAAAAUGUGCCUCAAAUUGAAUUUAAUAAUACACCCAAGAAAUAUUAUAACAUCGCGGCAUCAGUUCCAAACGAUCCUGUAUAUAUAAAAGCAAGACCUCGUCCUCAAUAUAACUCUGAUGAAGUUGUGUUUCAACAAUCUAAAUAUCGAAAGCCUCCUACUACAAUUUCCGAAAAUUAUUAUGAACAGCAGAUUCCCGUACACGCUCAACCAAUUUUAGAAUCUGGAUUUAAGCCAAUAAUUAGUCAUACCACUGAAACAGUAAAUACUCCGGCGUACACAUCAACUUUAGCUAAUCCGCCUUACCCACAUUAUCAGACCGAGAAAGCUCAAGAAUUGCAAAUUGAAAGUGCACCUAUAGCUCCACAAAAUGAAGAUGAACCAGAAUAUUACCAAUAUGAUGUUGAACAGCCUACCUACAAACCGCAGCCUGUUUCUUCUGACGCAAUAACUCUUGCAGAUCUUUUGAAUUCCUUACAACUUAACAAGUUUAUCCCGAAACCAAUCACGAAAGAAAAUGUGGGCUCUUCUAUAAGAAUUUUGAUACAAGCAUUGAACAUGUUGAAGGGAAAGCUUCAACAAAGUGAAGUCGAGCCACCAGUUCUUAGUUCACCUGCUCCAUUUGAAGCACCAAAGGUUUCAGUAACUACUAAAAAACCGAUACUAUAUACUACUACGGAUCCCGCAGCGGAAGCUAACUUAAAUGCGGACUCAUAUCUGGCAAAAGUUGAAAAUCCAUCGCAACAUUUAGAUGAUUAUACCAGUACUAGUCAGCGGUUUCCAUUACCUAUAACAUCUGAUGAGGAAGGUGGUACGCCGGGACGGCCUGAUAUCGAUUACCCAAUUUUAACCACAAUCCCGCAAACAAAAUUCAAUUGUAAGACUCAAAGAUAUAAAGGUUUCUUUGCUGAUCCAGACACCAGAUGUCAGGUAUGGCAUUACUGCGAUUUGAAUGGAGGACAAGCAUCGUUUUUAUGUCCAAACGGAACUAUUUUCUCUCAGGCCGGCCUUACCUGUGACUGGUGGUUCAAUGUUAAGUGCUCCUCCACUGCUCAGCUUUACGUAUUAAACGAAAGUCUGUACAAGUAUAUCUUGCCACAUUCACCUAAAUUUCCAGAAGAUUACAGUGGACCUUUAGUAGAUAAGUACUUAACACUGAAGUUUAAAGAAAUGGAAGAAGAAUUCAAAAAGAAUAAGAACAAAAAUAAGACUUCUUCAGAAAAUAAAGACUCUGACGAAGACAAAGGUAACGAUGACAGCAAAAAAGAUUUAGUUAAUACGGACGAAGAAAAAGAUCGAGGUGUAAAGAAUAACGUGAAUAAUGUCAGUGAAUCCAGUGUUAUUGUAGCAACAUCCGGUGCCAGUGGUAAUGUAGAAAGGCUAGGAGAAUGA
This is a messenger RNA of Parnassius mnemosyne (clouded apollo), 2154 nucleotides long. Lineage: Eukaryota; Metazoa; Arthropoda; Insecta; Lepidoptera; Papilionidae. The record is from the annotation of a GenBank genome assembly.